AUGCAGGACGACGGCUUCGAGGCUCUUUUGGAGCCCUUUUACAACGGAAAGAAGCUGACGGAUCCUAUCUCGACCAAGGAGGAUAAAUUUCAGCUCUUACCCGCCUUUCUCAAGGUGAAGGGUCUCGUCAAGCAGCACAUUGACUCGUACAAUUUCUUUGUCGAAAAUGAGAUCAAGGAAAUUGUCCGCGCCAACCGCAUUGUUCGAAGCGAUGUGAAUAGUUCAUUCUGGCUCGAGUUCACUGAUAUCAGAGUUGAGCGGCCCAGUCGCGUCGACUUCAACGAUAUCAGAGCUCAGAAUGAGGUUACACCAAUGGAGUGUCGUUUGCGCGACAUGACCUACGCUGCACCCAUCAUGGUCGACAUCGCCUACAUUCGCGACAAGUCCAAGAUUGUUCGGAAGAAUGUCCCCCUCGGACGCCUUCCCGUCAUGUUGAAGAGUUCCAUCUGCAGACUUGGUGGGGCCAACAACGCAGAGAUGUCGCGCAUGAAUGAGUGUCCUCUUGAUCCCGGUGGCUACUUCAUCAUCAAUGGCACGGAGAAGGUCAUCCUCAUUCAGGAACAGCUGAGCAAGAACCGUGUCAUUGUUGAAGCCGACGAGAAAAACAGCGUCAUCACAGCAUCAGUUACCAGUUCGACUCACGAACGCAAGUCCAAGACGUAUGUGACGCUCAAGAAGGACCGGAUUCUUCUCACUGCCAACAUUUUGGUGGAAGGCAUCCCCAUUGUCAUCAUCCUGAAGGCGCUCGGGGGCCUGUCAGACUACGAAAUCAUGCAACUCGUUGCCGGCGACAACGGAAAAUAUCAAGACGAGUUCCUCAUUCAAUUUGAGGAAGCAACCAAGGUUGGCGUCUAUACGCAACAGCAAGCCUUGGAGUAUAUCGGCGCCAGAGUAAAGAUGGGCAAAAGUAGGGUCCCCUUCGCCGCGCAAGUCCGAAGAAACCACGUCGAAGAAGCUCUCGACGCCUUGGCGAACCUCAUCAUCGCCCACGUCCCCAUUGAGGGCCUGGACUUCUAUCCCAAGGCUGUCUAUGUGGCUUUCAUGACGCGACGUGUCUUGAUGGCGCAAGCCGACCCAAGUCUCGUUGACGACCGUGAUUUCGUCGGAAACAAGCGACUCGAGUUAGCAGGACAACUUCUCUCCCUGCUUUUUGAAGAUUUAUUCAAGCAAUUUUGUGGCAACGUCAAGAGCAGCAUCGACAAGGUUCUUAAGAAAGACAACAGAGCUGUUCCUCUUGAUGCCGUUAACAUGAUCAGCAACCACGCCAACAUGAUUGGUCAGGGUAUCAAUCGAGCUAUCCAGACAGGAAACUGGACCGUCAAGCGUUUCAACAUGAACCGAGCCGGUGUUACCCACGUCCUCAGUCGUCUAAGCUACAUCAGCGCUCUCGGUAUGAUGACUCGAAUCAGCUCGCAGUUUGAAAAGACCCGUAAAGUCUCCGGUCCUCGUGCUCUUCAACCCUCACAAUGGGGUAUGCUUUGCACCUCAGAUACACCCGAAGGUGAAGCCUGUGGUUUGGUCAAGAACUUGGCUCUCAUGACGCACAUCACAACCAACGUAGAGGAAGCGCCAGUCAAGCGAUGGGUCUUCACUCUGGAUGCCGGUGUGGAACCUAUUCGGAACUUCUCAGGCGGAGAAAUGCACCGCGAGACUUCGUACGUCAUUCACAUAAACGGAACCCCAUUCGCAUUGACCAGAUACCCGAAGCGAUUUGCGGGUAAGUUCAGAACGAUGAGAAGGCGCGGCUGGAUUUCUCCCUUCGUCAGCAUUCAUAUCAACAAUCACUUCAACGCAGUCCACAUUGCCACCGAUGAAGGACGUAUUUGCCGACCUUACAUCAUUGUCAAGAACGGAAAGCCCAAGCUCAAGGAGGAACACCUGAGACUUUUGCAACUGGGCAAGGCUACGUUCGACGAUUUUUUAACUCAUGGUAUUGUCGAGUAUCUUGACGUCAACGAAGAGAACGACACUCUCGUUGCUCUCUACGAGAAAGACGUUACCCCUCUUACUACACACAUGGAAAUCGAGCCUUUCACUGUUCUUGGCGCAGUCGCUGGUCUCAUUCCCUUCCCUCACCACAACCAAUCUCCUCGAAACACCUACCAAUGCGCCAUGGGUAAACAAGCUAUUGGCGCUAUCGCAUACAACCAAUUUAACCGUAUCGACACCCUGCUUUACACCCUUGUCUAUCCGCAAAGACCAAUGGUCAUCUCAAAGACAAUUCAGCUUGUCAACUACGAUAAACUCCCCGCUGGUCAGAACGCAACAGUUAUUGUCAUGUCGUACUCGGGCUACGAUAUUGAGGACGCGUUAGUCUUGAAUAAGGCAUCAUGUGAUCGCGGUUUCGGACGCUGCCAAGUAUUCCGCAAGUACACAGCCGAGCUGCAAAAGUACCCCAACGGCCGACGCGAACGCAUUGGUGAUCCGGUCAACGACGAAAACGGCAGGACGACCAAGCACGAGGCCUUGGACGACGAUGGUCUCGCCAUUGUGGGCUACAAGGUCAAUUCUGGCGAGGUCAUGAUCAAGAAGGAAACACCUCUCGAUACUGGAUCCACAGGUAUCGGCAUGGAUCGUGGACCAAGCGAAUUCAGAGAUUCCUCCAUCUCAUACAGAAUUGCGGACCCCGCAUACAUCGACAAGGUGAUGGUGUCCCACACGGAGAGAGAAACGAUGGUGGUCAAGGUUCAGACACGACAGACAAGAAGACCGGAGCUUGGUGACAAGUUCUCGUCCCGUCACGGACAAAAGGGUGUUGUUGGAAUCAUCGUCGACCAAGAGGAUUUGCCAUUCUCUGACACUGGCCUGGUUCCCGAUAUCAUCAUGAACCCUCACGGUUUCCCGUCCCGUAUGACUGUUGGCAAGCUGCUUGAAUGCUUGACUGGCAAGGCUUCGGUUCUGGACGGACGAAAAGACUACGGAUUUGGCGACGCUUUCCGCUCUCACCCCCUGGAACAGAUGAGCGCUGCCCUGGUCGAUCACGGUUUCUCCUGGGAAGGCAAAGACUACUUCACUUCGGGUAUCACUGGAGAGCCUCUGGAAGCUUACAUCUUCAACGGACCCAUCUACUACCAGCGCCUGAAGCACAUGGUGCAAGAUAAGAUGCACUCUCGUUCUCGUGGUCCCAGAGCCAUCCUUACCCGCCAACCCACAGAAGGUCGUUCCAGAGAUGGUGGUCUCCGUCUGGGUGAGAUGGAGCGCGAUUGUUUGAUUGCGUACGGUGCAUCCCAGCUACUGCUUGAGCGUCUCAUGAUUAGUUCCGACGGAACGCAGCUUGAUAUUUGCCAGCAGUGCGGUUUGUUCGGUUACAAGGGUUACUGCCACACGUGCAAGAGCACCAGGGAGGUUACACAGAUGACGAUGCCCUACGCCGCCAAACUUCUGGUGCAGGAGCUCAUCAGUAUGAACGUCGGCGUGAGGCUGCAGCUCGCAGACGAGUUCCCUCACCCGAGAUGA
Messenger RNA from Colletotrichum abscissum, 3456 nucleotides. RefSeq names its product DNA-directed RNA polymerase III subunit RPC2. Gene Ontology annotation, cellular component: RNA polymerase III complex. Gene Ontology annotation, biological process: DNA-templated transcription. NCBI's taxonomy places the organism in Eukaryota, Fungi, Ascomycota, Sordariomycetes, Glomerellales, Glomerellaceae. The coding region runs from base 1 to 3456 and encodes 1151 amino acids. Gene Ontology annotation, molecular function: ribonucleoside binding; DNA binding. The transcript is spliced from 2 exons. The record is from RefSeq and is a predicted model, not a curated record.